Molecule: messenger RNA, 1653 nt
Organism: Closterium sp. Naga37s-1
Lineage: Eukaryota; Viridiplantae; Streptophyta; Zygnematophyceae; Desmidiales; Closteriaceae
Source: the annotation of a GenBank genome assembly
AUGUGCGGACGGGGAAUUAACCCCGCGGGACGAUUCGUGGGGAGCGAUGGGGAGUGUGUGGUGCAGGCAGGUUGGGAUGGAUGCUGCGUUCUCUGCGUUACGCCCUUCCUCCCCCUUUCCCCUCUCUGUCUUACACCCUUCUUCCACUAUCCCCCACUCUGCCUCACCCCCUUCUUCCACCUUUCCACCCUCUCUGCCUUAGGCCCUUCUUCUCCCUUUUCCCCUCUUCCUUCCACCCUUCUUCCCCCUCUCUUCCCUACACCAUUCUUCCUCCUCUCCCCUCUCUGCCUUGCUCCCUUCUUACCCCUUUCCCCUCUCUACCCCACACCCUUCUUCCCCCACCAUGCGUGGUCUCCCUUACGUCCUGCUAAACCCCUUUCCCCUCUCUUCCCUUCGCCCUGCUUAGGGCCUCUCUCUUCUAUGCCUUACGCCCUGCUUCCCCCUUUCCCCUAUCUUCAUUACACCCUUCUUCCCCAUUUAUACCCGCUCUGCCUUACAUUUUUUAUCUCCCUUUCCUUCUCUGGUAUUCACCCUGCUUCUCCCUUUCCCCGCUCUUCCCUACACCAUUCCUCCCCCACCAUGCGUUCACUGCCUUACACUCCUCUUACUCCUUUCCCCUCUCUUCCGUACACCCUUCUUCCCCCACCUUGCAUGCUCUGCCUUACGCCCUGCUUCCCCCUUUCCCCUCUCUGCCUUACGCCCAUUUUCCCCCUUUCCCUAGUCUCCCUUACCCCCUUCUUCCACGUUUCCACCCUCGGUGCCUUACGUCCUGCUUCCCCUUUUCCCCUCACUGCCUUACACCCUUCUACCCCUUUUCCCCAGUCUCCCUCACCCCCUUCUUCCGCCUUUCCACCCUCUCUGCCUUACACCCUUCUUCCCCCCUUUCUCCUCUUCCUUCCACCCUUCUUCCCCCUUUCCGCCCUCUGCGGCACGCCCUGCUCCCGCCUUUCCCCUUACUGCCCCUCUGCGCCUUCAUCCCAGGUGUGCGGCACUCCUCACCGCCUUCAUCCCAGGUGCGCCCUUCCCUCUGCUCCCAUAGCCUCACUUCUCCCUCCCUUCACUGCUCCCGUAGCCUCACUUCUCCCUCCCUUCACUGCUCCCAUAGCCUCACUUCUCCCUCCCUUCACUGCUCCCGUAGCCUCACUUCUCCCUCCCUUCACUGCUCCCAUAGCCUCACUUCUCCCUCCCUUCACUGCUCCCAUAGCCUCACUUCUCCCUCCCUUCACUGCUCCCAUAGCCUCACUUCUCCCUCCCUUCACUGCUCCCAUAGCCUCACUUCUCCCUCCCUUCACUGCUCCCAUAGCCUCACUUCUCCCUCCCUUCACUGCUCCCAUAGCCUCACUUCUCCCUCCCUUCACUGCUCCCAUAGCCUCACUUCUCCCUCACUUCACUGCUCCCAUAGCCUCACUUCUCCCUCCCUUCACUGCUCCCGUAGCCUCACUUCUCCCUCCCUUCACUGCUCCCAUAGCCUCACUUCUCCCUCCCUUCACUGCUCCCGUAGCCUCACUUCUCCCUCCCUUCACUGCUCCCGUAGCCUCACUUCUCCCUCCCUUCACUGCUCCCAUAGCCUCACUUCUCCCUCCCUUCACUGCUCCCAUAGCCUCACUGGGGCGGAUGCUAGGAAACGAGAGGGGAGACGAGUGGGGCGGAUGA